This is a messenger RNA of Sorghum bicolor (sorghum), 1011 nucleotides long. RefSeq names its product glucan endo-1,3-beta-glucosidase GV. Gene Ontology annotation, molecular function: hydrolase activity, hydrolyzing O-glycosyl compounds. NCBI's taxonomy places the organism in Eukaryota, Viridiplantae, Streptophyta, Magnoliopsida, Poales, Poaceae. The transcript has a single exon. Gene Ontology annotation, cellular component: plasma membrane. Gene Ontology annotation, biological process: carbohydrate metabolic process. The record is from RefSeq and is a predicted model, not a curated record. Bases 1 to 1011 code for a protein of 336 amino acids.
AUGCUGUUUGCUGCCAUUUUGAUUUUGUGCUCAUUCGACCCGCCGGCCUGUGCUGCCGCGGGCGUGCACGGCGUCUGCUACGGCGUCGUCGGCGACAACCUGCCGUCGCGGGCGGACGUGGUGCAGCUCUACAAGUCCAGCAACAUCCACGCCAUGCGCAUCUACUACCCGGACCCGGAGGCCCUCGCGGCGCUGCGCGGCAGCGGCAUCGGCCUCAUCCUCGACGUGGGCGGCGUGGACGACGUCCGCGGCCUCGCCAGCAGCGCCUCCGCCGCGGCCGCCUGGGUCCACGCCAACGUCGUGGCGCACUACCCGGACGUCCUCAUCCGGUACAUCGCCGUCGGCAACGAGGUCCCCGCCGGCGACGCGGGGCUCAUCCUCCUCCCGGCCAUGCGGAACGUGCGCGCCGCCGUCGCGUCUGCGGGGCUCGCGGGCGCCAUCAAGGUGUCCACGGCGGUCCGGAUGGACGUGGUCACCGACUCCUUCCCGCCGUCGCGCGGCGUCUUCAGCCCCAGCGUGCAGCGGCACAUGGUGCCCGUCGCGCGGUUCCUGGCCGACGCCGGGUCGCCCCUGCUCGCCAACGUCUACCCUUACUUCGCCUACAGGGACAACCCGCGCGACAUCACACUCGGCUACGCGACGUUCCAGCCGGGCACGGCCGUGACGGACGACGGCAGCGGGCUCACCUACACGAACAUCUUCGCCGCCAUGGUGGACGCCAUCCACGCCGCGCUUGAGAAGGCCGGGGCGCCGGGCGUCAGGAUCGUCGUGUCGGAGAGCGGGUGGCCGUCGGCCGGCGGGUUCGCGGCGACCGUGGAGAAUGCGCGGAGGUACAACCAGGGUCUGAUCGACCAUGCCUACCGCGGCACGCCCAAGAGACCCGGAGCGCUGGAGACGUAUGUGUUUGCCAUGUUCAACGAGAACCAGAAGCCCGGGGAUCCGACGGAGAGGAACUUUGGGCUCUUCUACCCCAACAAGGAGCCUGUCUACUCGAUUAGCUUUCCCAAUUAA